AUGCUCUCACGUGUUGCUGCAGUCAAGGCACCCCGCACACACAACCGUCGCCGCGUGACCGGAUCCCGCGGAAGGAGGAGGGAAGGAGGAGAGAGCGAGCCGCAGAGGCCCAACAUGUCCCGGCGUUUGUUUACUUCCGCGGUGCUGCUCCUCCCCGUCGUGAUGAUGUGCUGCGGCAGUGGAGCUGCACAUGUUGUUGUGGAGGAGCAGUCAGUGGCAGAUCCGAAUUUUGAAUGGAAGGGCAUCCCUAAGGAUGUAACUGUGGAGUCUUUGGGUGUUCCCGGCCUUUUGAAAGUGGGGAGUGACGUAUUUGCCGUUGCCGAGGCACAGUGCAAAAAGAGUGGUGAAAACAAUGUUUUUACUGGCAUUGCAUCCCAAAUUAUCACGACACAAACCGCCAAUACACCGGUGGAAGUUCUGAAGGAUUCCAAAGAUAAGACACAAUUUCUGGAAGAUGGUUCCGAAGAUCCAAGGAAGAAAGUGGAUGUGAGCCGACCAACAACAGUUAUGAAGAGAAAUGAUAUUUACAUGCUUGUUGGGAAAUACAGCCGGACAGCUGCUGGUGAGAAGAGCGGAGCAAAUGAUGGGGGAUUGUUGCUGGUGAAAGGGGAAGUCAUUGAUGAAAGUGACGGUGGCAAAAGAAUCAAAUGGAAAGAUAAUGACGAUGUCUCGCGGGCAUCUGUUGGCGAACUAGAAUCGUGGACAGGGAUGACUGGCGGCGGUGGAUCGGGUGUCAAGAUGGAGGACGGUACGCUUUUGUUCCCAGUGGAAGGCGCUAAGAAGAAGGGUGAAGCACAAAACGAUGAAAAGGCCGUUUCUCUGAUCAUUCACUCCUUGAAGGAUACUAAGAGUUGGAAGCUUUCGAAUUGGAUGUCUGACGGUGGCUGCAGUGAUCCCUCCGUCGUGGAGUGGAAGGACAAACUCAUGAUGAUGACUGCGUGUGAUGAUGGCCGCCGCAGGGUGUACGAGUCCGCUGACAAGGGGGAUUCGUGGACGGAGGCACUCGGGACACUCUCGCGCGUGUGGGGCAACAAAAAGGGCGUUAGAAGCGGGUUCAUCACAGCGACAAUUGACGGUGUUGAAGAUAACAGAAACGUGAUGCUCGUUACUCUGCCGGUGUAUGCUAAUAAGGCUGAUAAAGAAGUAAAUGUAAAGGGCAGACUCCAUCUUUGGCUGACGGACAAUACGCACAUUGUUGAUAUUGGGCCGGUAUCCGGUGAUGCUGUUGCGGCCAGCUCCCUGUUGUACAAAAGCAGUAAAAGUGGUAAUGAGAAGGAGGAGUUGAUUGCACUGUACGAGAAGAAGGACGAAGGGGAUACGCCAUCACUCGGUAUGGUCUCUGUGCGUCUGACUGAGCAGCUGCAGCGGGUGAAGGAUGUGUUGGCGACCUGGAAGGAAGUGGACGAACGCGUCUCUCAGCUGUGUGCCACUUUACUUGCUCAGAAGGAUCCCUCAGCUGACACUGCCUGCGGCGCUGAUAAGAUCACGGAUGGGCUGGUUGGUUUUUUGUCCGGCAGCUUCUCUUAUAACACAUGGAGGGACGAGUACCUUGGGGUGGACGCCACAGUAAAGGGUGGCGCAGCAAAGGCAGCAAAGACUUCCGAUGGCGUGACCUUCCGGGGAGCGUGGGCGGAGUGGCCCGUUGGCGAGCAGGGGGAGAAUCAGCUGUACCACUUUGCGAACUACAACUUCACUCUUGUGGCGACGGUGUCCAUCGACAAGGUGCCGGAGGAGGGAGAUACUCCCAUUCCCGUGAUGGGUGUGAAGAGGAUGAAAGGUGAUAAGAGUACUGUACUUCUGGGGCUGUCGUACAACAACAGAGAAAAGAAGUUGGAACUUUUGUCCAGUGGCGGGAAGGCGUCGGAGCUCAGCAGCAAUUGGGAGCCAGGGAAAACACACCAAGUGGCCAUCGUGCUACGGAACGGCAACCAGGGCUUUGUGUACGUCGAUGGUAGGCGUGUGGAAGGUGCGCCAUUAGAUUUGAAGGAUAAAUGUUCGAAAGGGAUAUCACACUUCUACAUUGGAGGGGAUGGAGACAGCGCGGGGAGCCGAGAAGGCGUGUCCGUGACGGUGACGAACGUCCUGCUGUACAACCGCCCGUUGAGUGACAUUGAGCUUACUGUGCUUAACACAAUCAAACUUUCUAUUCCACAAACAGCGGAAGAAGGAGAAACGGAUGAAGGUACCGCUCUUGACGGUGGAGCACACGGUGAUGCCAGCAAUCAUUGCGGAAGCGAACUGCUGCCAUCGCUGCUUCUGCUUCUGUUGGGACUGUGGUGGUUUGCGGCUCUGUGA
Messenger RNA from Trypanosoma cruzi, 2295 nucleotides. RefSeq names its product trans-sialidase, putative. Gene Ontology annotation, molecular function: exo-alpha-sialidase activity. The record is from RefSeq and is a predicted model, not a curated record. The transcript has a single exon. Gene Ontology annotation, cellular component: membrane; cytoplasm; intracellular membrane-bounded organelle. Bases 1 to 2295 code for a protein of 764 amino acids. Gene Ontology annotation, biological process: oligosaccharide catabolic process; ganglioside catabolic process. Lineage: Eukaryota; Euglenozoa; Kinetoplastea; Trypanosomatida; Trypanosomatidae.